GAUUAAUACAUUAGAAAUAGAUAUAUUUUUAUAAGUAAUGGUUAGUGAUGAUGGUAAAGAACAUCAAAGCCACGUUGACGAGGAAGAUGAAGAGGCCGACUCGGAUGAAACGUACAUAAGUUGGUCCAAUUUGAUCUUCUUACCAUUCCAUCCGGUCUUUAAAUGCCUUGUUGUUACUGUGGUUAUCAUAAAAACUAUUCUGGGUCCAAUCCAAUCCGUAUAUCCGAUCGUGCACUGCUGGGAUACUAUGAACUACGAGCCAUUUUUGGUACUGAUAAAAAUCCUAUACUUAUACAUUUGCGACCCUAUUUAUGGAGUUGAUACGUUUCUUCAUAUACUUCACAGACAAGUCACGGACGAAGCUAUGAGACGAGAAUAUUUGCCAAAGUCGGCAUUUCUAUUGUUACUUGACAUUAUAUCUUUGAUUCCGUUCUACCGUCUUUUGUCGGAGGAUAGCUGUAAUCCAGUGGAGCUGUACCCUAACAUACUUUCUUUCACUGAAUUUGUUAUUGUCUACAGAAUUGCAGAUAGUUUUUCGCUCUUAACAACACAUAAUUUCUUAUGGAUGGUGUGUGGGUACACAAUAAUUUUGGCUGUGAGCCUUAACUGUAUUGCUAGCUUCUUGCUCUUACUCACAACGCGCGGUCUCUGCAAGAAUUGUCGUAAAGGACACUAUGAUUGGCGUAUUCACGUUUUACAUAAAUUGAACGAAACUGACCAUCACUUCAGCACUUACGUAUAUGGAGCCUCAAUAUCUUUGUCAUAUGCAGUUAAUAACCAGUACCAUGAAAUAAAACCCGCAGUUUUAUCGGAAUAUAUCCUUUUUGGUGGCUUGAUGAUAGCUGGAGAUCUUUUGAUGAAGUUUGUUGUAAUUCCAAAGAUGGUAGCGGAAGCUAUGUUGCGCUUCCGUCAGAGAAGCACUUUUUAUCCGCAAGUGCAGAGGACACUAGAAGAAACUCGUAGGCGUAAUCCUUCAUCAAAUGCAUACAAGGAUGUGAAAAAGUUUUAUGCUCUAAUGUGGAAAACGAGAAAUGGUAUCACUCAUAUUCCUGAAGUUAUAUCAGAACUACCAAGAUAUCUAAGAGUAGACAUUAGACAGGAUCUGGUUUGGCAUGUAUUUUAUCAUAGUCCGACAUUGAGGAAGACAUCGUCUCCUUUUAAACGCUGGCUUUGUAAUUAUGUCCACUUAGAUUACAAACUUCCCGGUGAGAAGUUUUUCGCAGGUCCGCAUUACCAGUCCCAUUUAUAUUAUAUCAAAUCUGGAAUAGUUCAGUUGAUAUCAUUGGAUGACGGUUCGACGCCUCUAAUUUCUGUGACGAGUGGCACAAUUUUUGGUGAUGUUAGCUUCUUUCUUCCAUUGUUCAAUAGAAAAGCAUCAGUGAAAUGUCUAACAUACUGUGAAAUUAUGUAUAUUCCACGCGUGGAUCUUUUGAACUCCCUGCAUAAAUAUCCAGAAGAUCGACGUUUGAUCAUGGAACUAACUAAAGAUAGAAUCAAGCAUGCCCGCACAUUAUACUCAUGUAAACAACACGUGAAAGGCUUAGAUAGAACUGAAGAUGAGGGCAUCGCAUGGGUCAAAAAACGCUGGUGGGAGAUUUCUGAAGCUGUUGCCGCUUGGAAAAGGAGGUCGUCUAAAAAGGAAAACCAAAAAUGCGAGUUGCCCGCUGAAGAAGUAGUUUAUCAUUGCGCCAAAUAUAUUGGUCAGUUGGUACUCUGCAGUGAUAUUCAGCUACAGACAAAAUCCUUGUUUGCCAACGUUAAAUUCCCAUGGAUAUUCGUACCGGAGUCACUAUUCUGCCGUAUUUGGAAAACGAUCGUUAUAAUUACAGUGUUUUUUGUGUUGGUGCUAUAUCCGCCGUACAUAACGAGAGUAAACAUACCGAUCUGGUUUACGUUUUUCCAGUUCUGGGCAAAUCUUAUUUACAUUUGUGAUAUUUGUGUUUCUCUUCUAACAUCUAUAGUGAGCCACGAAAAUGUUACUGACAAUUUUGCGUCUGUAAUGUUCGCUCGUUGUAAAAGUAAGAAAUUCGCUCUCGAUCUGCUGUCGACGGUUUGGCUCGAAGAUUUGGCAGUAAUUACUGGCGUACCCGAAUAUUAUGACGUUUGUCAGUUCAACCGCUUGAUCAAAGUAUACGUUUUGUUUACGAAAUGGGAUACAAGAAAAGAUCCACUAUAUGAUGUCGGCUAUAAGAUCGGUCUGAUACACUUCUGCUUUGUCUACAUUGUUAGUUAUUUUCUGUUCAUGAUGGACCGAAAAGAAAUCAAGAUAAGCACAUCAUAUUUUUUUGGCGAAGUGUUUUGUGAGCGGGGAGCACCAAAUCAACCAUGUGAUUUUGAACAUGGUUCUCCUUUCAAUGUAGUAUUAGCGUGGCUCUUAGAGUAUGUGGUUAACGAAUAUCCACCGAACACAUUGAUGGAUAUAUAUGUAGCAAUGAUCAUAAGUUACAUCGCAUUUAUUGUUUUUGUAUUUUGCCAGUCACACUUGGUUGGUUCACUGUAUUUGAAAUACCAACAGAUAGCAAAUUAUCAAUUCGUUGUGUCUAAUAUAGAAAGUCACUAUCAUCAUAUAAUUCACCCAGCCCUCUUGAUGCGCUUGAAUAGAUAUUUAGUAUGUCAUUGGAAAUAUUACUAUGGGAUGGAUGUUAUGCAUCCGAAUUUAUUAAGAAAUGAACCAUAUGAUAUUUAUUGGAAAGUUCAUGGUAAAGUAGCGGAAAAAGUGAUUGGAGAGUCAAAGGCGUUUGUUUAUGCUGAUCGUUCAUUUAUAAGAGAGUUGGCGUAUAAAGCAAAGUUUUUAGUAUUGCCGAAGAAGUCGACAAUUAUUAUUUUUGGUCUGAAUUGCAAGAACGUGUCUUGGAUUGUUCAAGGCUCCGUAUUAUGUGAAUAUCCAAAUGAGGAAGGUGAAUUAUUAAAAAAGACCUUAUAUCCUGGCGAAAUCCUGACGUCCCUCGGGGUAUUUUUUGGUUGUGCGUCACUCGGAACAUUAACAGCUGAUACAGAAUGUGAAAUACUGUACAUAUCAACUAAAGACUUUAUAGACACAAUGAAACGCUAUCCGAACGAGUGGGAACAUUAUCAAAAUUGUGUAGAGGAAUUUUCUACACGUGUAAAUAAAACAGUUCAAGAUUUUGUUGAAAAGUUUAAAAAUUAUAAAGUAAUAAUGAGGCAUCGUAUUUUUCAUGCCAGAAGAAGAGGCAUAGAAUUAUCGUCGGCAAAUACUGUAGACGACAAAAAGCCGAUAACAACUUACAUUACUAGAGAUGCUUGGCUAGACCCUGAGUCAAGGUUUAUGUUUAACUGGAUGACGUUCCGCGCUUUACUGGUGGUAGUUUCAAUAACCAGCUCUGCAAUACAAGGUGGCAGUGGGGCUUUUCACAGAUGGCCGUUAGUUUUAAUAAGCGGAAUUUGUGAUGUGAUUGUGAUACUGGAUAUUUUUUUCAAGAUCUUUCUUGGUUACUACGAUGAACGCGGUUUACUUAUUACCAGUUUUGGCAAAACCACAAAACAUUAUAUGAGCCGAGGAUUCCUUUGUGAUCUCAUCGGAUGUCUGCCUUGGCCGGAGAUCAUCAACCUGUUCCUAGCUAAACCGAUCAGUGAGAACGAAGCGAUGCUGAUCAAUACAUUCAGUAAAUUCGCCCAUUUGUAUAUUUUGAUGGGCUAUUUCAAUUAUUUGGCGGAUUGUCCUAACGUUAAUUUUGUGCUUUUGAUGAUCAUGAAAUGGCUUGUAGUAACAUUACUGGUAAUGCUCGGCGCCGGGCAGUACUUCGUGAGUCAGUGCAUCGAUUUCGCCUGGGACAACAAAACUAGACUUGUUGGGAUGCAACUUCGCGACCACUGUUGGUUACCGAAAUAUUUUCCUAUAAGCGAUCCUCCUACUGUGCACCAGUUGCAUAUGGUAUACGCUGAAAGUCUAAGUCUAGCUCAAAAUGCUUUUAUGAGAUUUAACCUGGAAAGGUUUAGAAUAGACCGUCUCAAUUUAGGCGUUGCAAUUGUGCUUCUACUUAUAGGAAUCAUGUUCUGGUAUGUGCUUUGCUACACACUUACACUACUAGUAUUGAACUGUCGAGGGAAUACGCUAUUUCAACAUGGCGUGAAUCAACUCCGAAGAUUUCUGCAAGCUGAAAGAGUUGACAAGAAUAUUAUAAUUCAUGCAGUUGCCCAUUUCAGAUAUUGGUGGUUCAGAACGAAGGGAAUAAAUAUACAGGGUUUGAUGAACGAGCGCAUCGGAGGCAUUUUCAGACAGGACUUAAGUUACUAUUUCUUUAAAAAAACGGUAGAAGCAACAGACACUUUGCUACAAGGUGGUGAAACUCUGGAGAGAGAGCUAGCUAGUGCUUCAACACAACUUUACUUCCUACCCCAAGAGGUUAUAGUUAGAGAAAUGCACUUGACUCCUUGGGUCUACAUCGUCCACCGUGGUAAGAUAAUGAUUCAACGAAAAGGAGAGAAUAUUGCUCUUCUGACAAAGGGUGCUAUAUUUGGGCAGUUAGAUGGAACGACAGUACGACCUUUGCGUAUUUCAGCGUUUUCAGUUGACCAUGCUGAUCUUCUUCAGAUCCCUAUUAAAGAAUUUCAAGAAAUAAUUUAUGAUGAGGGAAGGCAAAAUAUCGCAAAAAAUCCUCAAGCUAAGUACGAUUUCAUGACUGUGAAGAAAUUGGUCGUUGAGAACCCCUACAAUACCGUGAAAUAUUUGCUUAGAGGACAAAAAGCUGUUAAAUUACCAUGGAUGCACAAGCGAAUGAGGGCACAAGGCUGGUACUCCCGCUGGCUAUAUUUCUCCUGGGUCUUCUGCCCUGUGCUCGCCGGUUUCACUGCGCUGUUCCUCGUCACGGUGCCCGUGGAGUACAAAUCUGAUAUCUUCUCCUUUCUGCUGCUGUUGGAUGCUAUGCAUUUGCUGCAUAUGGCCUCUGAGUUUUAUUCUACGGAGCUAGUGGUUGAUCAAAAAAGAUGCAAGAAUAGAGUUAUAAAAUGGGGUAUCUUUAAGAAAUGGCAAACUUAUGUCGAUAUUAUAUCAAUAGUUAUACCAGUGAUCGCUUAUUGCUUUGACAAUAGACAAUAUGGGCUCUUUAGACUUAUGAGACUUCGGUUACUUUACGAUUUUCACGUACAUUUUUGUAAGGGAUUUCAAAGUACAAUAGCUCCGAUAUUAUUGAAGUUCAUAAUCAUAUUCUUUUUGCUGCAUUGCAUGACAUGUGGAUGGAUUUACGUAGCUUGUAGAGAUUCAGAAUUUCCAUUAAAAUUCCCGGAAAUUCCUAGACAUAUUAAUGCAACAAUCAAUUAUAAUCAGUGGACUUCGCCGUUUUCAAGAAAGGGAGGAUGUGCCCGAUUAACAAGGAACUACUUAGCAAACGACAAAACUAAAUUUGGUUUCAUGGUCCCUGUGUCUUGGACGGCGGACUAUUUGGUGGCUAUGUUAUACGUUAUCAUUAUUUAUACACACACCGAAAUUGAUAUAGUAGUGGCGCUAACGUUAAAGCAGAUCUACUAUAAGCUUUUAAUCAACUUCAUCAUAUACGCAGCUGAUAUCUGGAUACUGAGCAUCGCGAUCAGCUCUGUGUAUACGAAGUUCCGUGAACUGUACACAUACGAUUACGAUGUUAACAAUCUUAUUACUUACCUACAAAGGAGUGGCUUGUCACCGAUGUUGUUGCAAUCUGUACGGGAAUAUACUAAGCAGCUUUGGCAGAGACAAAGAGGUAACUGGCUUCCAGAGUUAGCCCAGCAUGCCCCUCAUUGUCUUCGGGAAGAUCUUUUUGGUGCUCUGUACAUACAUCAUCUGAAAACCGUUCCUAUCUUCAGAGAUUUACCUGAGUAUUUCAAGCGACAGUUGGUAGCUCGUUUUCGAAGAGUGGUAAUUUUUCCAGGUAAAUGCAUAGUCCAAGAAGGUGAUAUGAACUCUUUUAUGUGCUUCAUCCAUGAAGGAGAAGUUGAAAAGUGGUAUACUAACAAAAAAGGCGAAAGAAAAACGGUGUCCGUGUUGAACACCAACGGGUAUUUCGGCUUGAUUCCAGGACUGUUCCCAAAUUCGCCGUUCCAGUUUACAUAUUACUCACGCACGGUGGUUGACAUUGUCUUCCUAAGGUAUAGGGAUUGGCAAGACCUUCUACUAGGAUACCCUGAUGUUAAGGAGCAGUUGUAUACUGCUGCGAUGCAAUACAGAAGAGAGAUGGUUUGAAGCUUUGAAGAAAGAAACGGGAACAUGAAGAAAAUAUUUUGUUCGUGGUUGAAGAUAUU
Messenger RNA from Maniola jurtina (meadow brown), 6231 nucleotides. RefSeq lists its product as uncharacterized. Gene Ontology annotation, biological process: regulation of membrane potential; potassium ion transmembrane transport. Bases 38 to 6172 code for a protein of 2044 amino acids. The record is from RefSeq and is a predicted model, not a curated record. Gene Ontology annotation, molecular function: voltage-gated potassium channel activity. The transcript is spliced from 29 exons. NCBI's taxonomy places the organism in Eukaryota, Metazoa, Arthropoda, Insecta, Lepidoptera, Nymphalidae.